Messenger RNA from Chironomus riparius, 1204 nucleotides. NCBI's taxonomy places the organism in Eukaryota, Metazoa, Arthropoda, Insecta, Diptera, Chironomidae. The record is from the annotation of a GenBank genome assembly.
GUGCAGUUUGCUCUAUAAAAUUAAUAAUUUUCCAUUAAUUCAGACGCUUAAUUAAGUUAAAGUUAAUUAUAAUGUGAAGUUAAAUAAAGGAUUUAUAGGAAUAAAUCAAAGAAUCGUCCUUAAAUAGACAAACUUAAUGUUAAAUUGAUGAAAAAGUAUUCGAGCAUUAUCACAACAAAAAUGUGUUGUGAAUAUCUUUAAUUAAGCUAUUCAAACAGCCACAGAUGCAAAUGAGAUAAAAGAAGCAUUAAUUAAUGAACAUAAAUUCGGAAAAUGGCCCGCGGUCCGAAGAAACAUUUGAAGCGCUUAGCAGCACCAAAAGCAUGGAUGUUGGACAAAUUGGGAGGUACUUUCGCUCCACGUCCUUCAACCGGUCCACACAAAUUGCGUGAAUCACUUCCUUUGGUAAUUUUCUUGCGUAAUCGCUUGAAGUAUGCUUUAACAAACACUGAAACUAAGAAAAUUGUCAUGCAACGCCACAUUAAAGUUGACGGCAAGGUCCGAACAGACAUUAAUUAUCCAGCUGGAUUCAUGGAUGUCGUCACCAUUGAAAAGACUGGUGAAUUCUUCCGUUUGAUCUAUGAUGUUAAGGGACGAUUCACUAUUCACCGUAUUACUGCUGAUGAAGCUAAAUACAAGUUGUGCAAGGUGAAGAAAGUCACAAUUGGACCCAAGAAGAUUCCAUAUUUAGUAACACACGACGGACGUACAAUUCGCUAUCCAGAUCCAACAUUAAAGGUUAACGAUACAGUUCAAUUGGAUAUUGCUACAUCAAAAAUCACAGACCAUAUUCGUUUUGAAUCAGGCAAUUUAGUCAUGAUCACAGGAGGUCGUAAUUUGGGUCGUGUCGGAACUGUCGUCAACAGAGAAAAACAUCCAGGAUCCUUCGAAAUUAUCCACGUGAAAGAUGCCAAUGGACACACAUUCGCCACACGUUUAACAAACGUUUUUACCAUCGGAAAGGGCGCUAAGGCAUUCAUCUCAUUACCAAAAGGUAAGGGUAUCAAACUUAGUGUUGCUGAAGAGCGUGACAAGAGAUUGGCCCAAAAGAGUGCACAUUAAGGAACACAUUCAUUAAUGUUAAAUUAAUAAGCAAGAAAAGAGCAAAUUUUGCAAAGGAAAUCUGCAAGAAAAAAUGUGAAAUAUUCCUCUUGAUUGAAAAAUAAAAAAUUGAGAAAAUUUGAUAAAAAUCACAAAUCCACUA